Ostrea edulis (European flat oyster) is the source of this 2617-nucleotide messenger RNA. RefSeq names its product receptor-type tyrosine-protein phosphatase alpha-like. Gene Ontology annotation, molecular function: protein tyrosine phosphatase activity. The record is from RefSeq and is a predicted model, not a curated record. The coding region runs from base 136 to 2385 and encodes 749 amino acids. The transcript is spliced from 17 exons. Lineage: Eukaryota; Metazoa; Mollusca; Bivalvia; Ostreida; Ostreidae. Gene Ontology annotation, biological process: protein dephosphorylation.
UUAGCACUUUCCAAAGUGACAUUAUAAUCCAACGGGAAAUGGUCCCUCAUAAUUGGGCGUACCAAAGGUCUUCUUUCCUGAGGAAGUGUUGAUGUCGUUCAAUAAUAUUUUAUUUUAUCAUUGUGUGUGAGUAUCAUGACGAUUCUUAACCUCAAGUGCUUAUGGAUUACAUAUUUCUAUGUAAUAUUGCUCACUAGAUCAGUAGGGACAUCACCAUUUGUGUGGAAACACGUUCUGCAGUCAUCAACUAACGCUUCGUUUGUUGCCAGUCUUGGUUGUGAUGACGACAUGGAGACCUUCUCUUUGACCAAUGAUGGAGUGAAUCAGUGGUGGUUUGUUGAGCUGGACAAUAUUUUAACAAUUGGUUGGAUCUAUGUCAGCGUUGGUACUGCGGAUUAUGAAAUAUAUGUUGAAAAUACUGAAGAUCAAAGACCCUUGAAGUACUUCUGUCUACCUGAUCGAAGUAAACUAAGAUCACUUCAACGAUUGAUGACAUGUAAAUAUCCAACUUUUGUCAUCGAGAACGUGAAUAGAAUAACUAUUCGUCAAAAAGGAAAUGGAUCAUUGAAAAUAUUUGAUGUUAAACCAAUAGGAAUAUCUCCUUUGAGUCAAACGAUCGUAGUGAAUUAUACGGAUUCCGAAGCCUUAGACGGCGACAUGGACACAUAUUACCAUUCAAACGAAAAUGACCAGGCCUCCUGGUUCCUGAAACUGGAUAAAAACUAUGCGAUGAAAUGGAUACUUUUAUCAGUCAGGGGAGGACAUUAUGAAAUACAUGUUAAAGAUGGUGACCUAACAACCAGCACGUCCACACUGUGUCGGAAGUUCAGUUUUACCGUAUCAGAGAUCUUAAAGAAAAACGAAAAGGCCUUGGAAUGUUACACGGAAUUGACAGGGAAUAUAAUUAUAAUAAGAAGAACGGAUUAUGGACCACUGAGGCUGUUUGAGUUGUAUCCCAUAAUUUGUCCCGAAAAGCACUACGGACCAAACUGCGCUAAAUGUAAAGCAGAGUGUACAUCCUGUAGUCCUAUCACUGGUGUAUGUUUCGACUCCACGUGUGACCAGAAAACAGGUAUAUGUGAGGGUUGGAAAACAGAAAUGGCUACACACAGCAUCGCCUUUGACGAAGAUACACCUAUUACUAAGGAAAUAAACGUCAUUCAAGAUUCGAAAACAGAAAGGGCUACACACAGCACCAUCUCAGAUGAAGACACACCUAUUACUAAGGAAUUGGACGACAUACAAGAGGUCAGAUCCAACAGAGGGGACCAGACUCAGUCCAUCAUAGUGCUGUCUGUUCUCGUGGUGAUAGCUGUGUUUUUGGUCUUUAUAGUGAUUUUCCGCUUUAAAAAAAGAACGAAACCUCCAAAAGUGGAAACAAAUGAGGAAAAUGUCUUUUCCGUGGAAUUCCAUCGAGUAGAAUCAAGAACUGAAUCCGAACUAGAGGAGAUUCCCCAGAACGAGGUUGGCGAUGUUGAGGAUGAAAUCAUCACUGUAGAGUACAGUAAUCUGACGUCACAAAGGGUCUCCAUUGAUCAGUUCAUCAGAGAAUUACCAGAAAAAAGAAACAACGGAAUACUGGAGAAAGAAUUCGAUGAACUUCCUACUGGACUACUAGAGUCCUAUUCCAAUGCUCUGAAGGUUUCCAGUAGAAAGGGGAACCGAUACAAAGGAAUUUAUCCGUAUGAUUAUAAUCGCGUGAAAUUGAUGAGAACAUAUGCAAAUGAGAACGAUGACUUUGUCAAUGCAUCGUACAUACAUGGUUUCAGCAAAGAGCGGGCGUACAUAGCCACACAAGGUCCUUUUAAUCCAAAGACGUUGGAGGAUUUCUGGACGAUGAUCUGGCAGAAUGACGUCACAAGGAUCGUCAUGCUGACCAAUCUGUACGAAGGAGAUAGGAUGAAGUGUCUGAAGUACUGGCCGGACACGGAUCUGGACAUCGGUCAAUACACCAUAAUACUGGACAAUGUGGAUGUGUAUGACCACUACGUACUGCGAUAUAUGGUUGUUCAUUUUCAGGAAGAAGAGAAAAAAGUGACACAGUUUCACUUCACCACCUGGCCAGACAAAUCCAUCCCCGUUGAUCCGACGUCACUUAUUUAUUUCCGUAACUUGGUCAGAAAUGGACUCACUGCAUCUGAUGGACCGAUAGUCGUUCACUGCAGCGCUGGAAUUGGGAGAACUGGAACAUUCAUUUCAUUCGAUUACCUCCUGGAAGAGGGCACUGCAGAAGAAACAAUUGAUGUCAAGGGGUACAUUGCUUCUUUACGACAGCAGCGCGGAGGAUCUGUGCAAACUUGUGACCAGUACAUUUUUCUUCAUGAGGCACUUGUGGAAGGAUUUUCAAACAGCAAUGUUCACCAUGGUUGUCUAUCUGUGUUGUAACAUCUGGGUGUACGAGAAAAAUAUAACCAACUUACACGCAAAUAGUUUGCUUCAUUUUCACAUAAGGAAAUAUAAGUAUGACAAGAUUGAUUCGAUGUCACGUAACAGGAAAAUAAUGAUACUAAAGAACACUUUAUUCCUCGUGCAUUGCUCAUUUGUACAUUCUAUGCAGAAUAGUGUUUCAUAGUAUGAUUUUUCUCAUGUCUGUUUAAAACAUAUCUCAUUCCUAAUC